GUAUAUUUGUUAUCAAUGCGCCGUAAAAUUCACGAACAAAUUGUUAUUUUGCCCUAAACUAAAGUACGCAUUAUAAAUUAAAACGUUUUAAACAACGAUACAUUAUUACAUUGUGAGUGUCUUAAAACCGACAACAUGGCAUUACCAAGAGCGCAACCCGCAGAAGUUCUUCGAUCAUGGCAAAAAGAUGAUCUUUACGAAAAACAACUUGCGGAAUCUUUGUCAAGAUUGUUAUCAGCAAGAAAUGUAUCCAAGGCGAUACCACUGUCUAAUUUAAUAUAUAGAUCACUCACCACACUACAGGACCUUCAAACUCUUGGCGAAGAAUAUUCUGGUAUCGUGCAGGUCGAUGAAACUUAUAACAAGUUACCAUCACAUUGGAGUCGACUACUCAGCAUCUUACUGUCAAUAUUUGGCGAAAAUAUCACAAGAGUGAUCCUCCAAAGUGCAGAAAAGCGUGUACAACAAGAUCCGUCACUAACUGUAGAAGCACAGAACGUAUUUUUGAUUACAUUCAAAACUUUGAGCAGUAUAAUACCUCAGAUACAGAGUAUUCAUCGCGGGAUUGCGUAUAUUAGUGGCGGGCCUUUACAGAUAGGGAAGACUGUGGCUGGUAUAGACUACGUGCAUGUCAGACCUGCCGCGGCUGCUUAUUAUGCGCAUUUAAGACUCCUUGGUGUUGUUACUCUGUUGCAUGCACUAGUAUCUUGUGGCCAGAGUUUGUACAGAGCUAAAGCCCAUAUGGAACAAAUGAGAGAAGUACCAAAUGAAGUAGACAGCAGCAAGUCAUGUGUGGCCUGCUUAGAAGAAAUUAUUCAGCCCUGUGUGUUACCCUGUGGUCAUAUAUUUUGUUUGCAAUGCUCGUAUGGGGCACUGGAAACAUGCGCAUUAUGCCGCUCACCGUUCACCAAGAACUGUGUAGUUCCAUUGAUGAAUUAUUUUCCAGAGAGUUCAUGAGACUGGGUUUUAGGGAAAGGUGCAUUAACCCAUUAUAUGCGGUGCAAAAUGUAGAUCCACAAUGUAUUUUCUAUUGUCGUCUUAUAUACUGCAUACAAGGGGUUAAGGGUUUUUACUGAACAUUAUAUUUUAAUCUAUUGACAUAAGUGUUGUGAUGAUCCCUCACAGAUUUGGCAUAAAAGCCAUUAUUCAAUGUUUUUCCAAAUAUGUAAUUAGUCUUAUUUACAAAGGACUUGUGAAGACUACUUUUGUUCAAAGUUUUAAACUUAAAAUA
Spodoptera frugiperda (fall armyworm) is the source of this 1231-nucleotide messenger RNA. RefSeq names its product peroxisome biogenesis factor 10 (gene Pex10). Bases 136 to 957 code for a protein of 273 amino acids. The transcript has a single exon. Gene Ontology annotation, molecular function: zinc ion binding. Lineage: Eukaryota; Metazoa; Arthropoda; Insecta; Lepidoptera; Noctuidae. Gene Ontology annotation, biological process: protein import into peroxisome matrix. The record is from RefSeq and is a predicted model, not a curated record. Gene Ontology annotation, cellular component: peroxisomal membrane.